AAAAGAAUAAAUAAUUUAUAUUAACGGUUUUUCUUUUCUACGCAAAAGAAAGUUUUGUUUGUUUAAAUAUAUUUCACAUUAUAUAUAUAUCCUCUUUUUGAACUCUUUUUUAUAUAAAAAGGUUAAUCGUUAUUUCAAAUUACCUGCUUUCUUUAUAAUUAAAAAUGUCUGUAAACACAAUGAAUGAUCAACAAAGAAGACAAUAUCAGCAACAACAACAACAUCAACAGCAGCAGCAGAAUAAAGAUCUUGAAAUGCUUCGAAGAAACUAUCGAACAGCCUUGUCUGAACUUACAUUUAAUAGUAAACCUAUUAUUACCAAUUUAACAAUCAUGGCUCAAGAAAAUCAAGCUGCGGCUGCUGUCAUUGUAAAGGAAAUAGAAAACCAGCUUAGAAAUAAUGCGGCUGGUCAAAAAUUACCUGUGCUAUAUUUGAUUGAUUCCAUUUGUAAAAAUGUUGGUGGUGUCUAUAUCUCAAUAUUUGGAAGAAAUAUGGUCAAUACCUUCUUGGAUGCUUAUACUCUAAGUGAUGCCAAUGUCCGAAAAAGCUUUGAAAGGUUACUGCAAACUUGGAAGAAUGGCUUGCCAGGUGGUCGACCCGUUUUCCCUCGUCAUAUCAUUGAGCCUAUUGAAAGAUCAAUCAUGUAUAUUCGGGAAAAACAGGCAAAUCAGCAACAGCAACAACAGCAGUCUAUUAAUAUCCAUGUUAACCCAAAUUUUGUGAAAAAGGAUCCACGUCUUCAAUCAAACAACAGAGAUCCUCGUCUUAAAAAUGCAACACCUCCUCAACAACAAGCUACCAAGCCAGAAAGUUCUAUGUUAUCAACUACUACAGCUAACCUCUUGUCUCAAUUACAAUCCAUUCUUCCUCAGCAAUCACCUAUGAAUGCUGCGUACCAACCUAUAAUGAAUGCAUUAAAUAUGCCCUCUGCACAGCCAGUACAACCUAUACAGACCAUACAACCCACAACAAGUAAUCCUGUUAAUCAACUCAUUGGACAAAUUAAAGCCAUUUUGCCUACAUUACCUGCUGCUCAAGCAAAUUCUAUCGAGCAAUACAUAUCACAGAUUGCUUCAACAGCUAAUACAAAUAUUGGUGCUGCUAAUGGAACCAUUGCUCCUUCUAUAGCUACUGCUGUUGCUCCUAUUAUAAAUGCUAAUACUGUUACUGCUGUGGGUAACAGUGCGGCUACGGGUGCUACUACUGCUGCUACUGUCUCCGUUAGCACUCCCACCAUUAGUCACUCAGCUGUGAGUAGUAGCAUAAUAAAUAGUACACCUACAUUAGUCAAUAAAUCACCUAUUAUCAAUACUGCAUCAAUUUUAUCCCCAGCUCCCUAUACGGCCUCUCCUCCUGCUGCAACUCCAGUGAAUACUGCCGAGCUACUAAAAAGCCUAACCUCCAUGGGCUAUUUGGAUCCUACUCCAGGCAAGCCAGUGGGUUUAGAGAGCAUGGGUCCAUUUUUAUUAGAUUCCAAAGACCUCCAAAUUCCUCGGCCUGGUGCUAUUGAAUUACUUUAUUCUGCUGAACCUCUUCAAUGCAAACAAUGUGGUUUCCGAUAUCCUAAAACCGAAAAAGGACAGCAAAAGAUGGAUGCUCAUUUAGAUUCGCAUUUUAGACAAAAUAGAAGGAUGAAGGAAAGAGUGAAGAGAGGACUAUCCCGUUCAUGGUUUGUCACAGUUGACGAAUGGAUUCAUGGUGAAGGCGGCGAAUCUACAAGCCAACAAGUACCUACAUUUCUUCAUGAUGGCGUAAGUCAGUCCGGUAAAUCAAACGAAGGCGAUAAAGCAGAAGAAACCAUUGAUCCAGAUAAGCACACUGUUGUAAGACAUACGGAUGAAAGAAAGACGUGUCCUAUCUGUGGUGAAACAUUUGUUGAUUUUUGGAAUGAUGAUGAAGAAGAAUGGAUGUACAAGAACGCUGUGCUGGCGGAUGAUAAGAUCUAUCAUGCUACUUGUCAUGCUGAUGUUAUCAAGAACGCGAAUUCAGCUAGCAAUAACAUUGCUUCAAAACGUAAAUCGGAAGAGCAGGAAUCAAGUCAAGCUAAACAUCAACGCAUUCAAUAAUAACAGAAAAGAGCCUCAUUGUAAUAAAUUCAUUUUUGUUCCCCCCUUUUUUAUAAUAAAUAGUA
Messenger RNA from Rhizopus microsporus ATCC 52813, 2131 nucleotides. RefSeq lists its product as uncharacterized. Gene Ontology annotation, cellular component: mRNA cleavage factor complex; cytoplasm. NCBI's taxonomy places the organism in Eukaryota, Fungi, Mucoromycota, Mucoromycetes, Mucorales, Rhizopodaceae. The transcript has 6 exons. Gene Ontology annotation, molecular function: RNA polymerase II complex binding; mRNA binding. Gene Ontology annotation, biological process: termination of RNA polymerase II transcription. The record is from RefSeq and is a predicted model, not a curated record. Bases 165 to 2066 code for a protein of 633 amino acids.